UUUCCAAAUAACCGCACAUCGCAUUACAAUAAAGUUCAUUUACGGAAGUUAUUGUUAUUAGCAAAGGAAAAAAAUUAUAAAAUAAAAUAAGAAAUUAAUUAUUUCUAGUGGUAUUGAUUAAACAAAAAUAAAAAAAAUAUGUAUUAAUAAAUCCAUGUAAAUUAACAACACUAAAAUUUAACAAGUGUAAACAGAAAGAAAAAGUCAAUUUUUCUUAAGAAGAAAAAAAACUUGUCAAACGAAAAGAAAAAAAACAUACCAGUGAAAAAAGUUGUUGUGUUCAUUUUGUAUUUUUACUAAAAAAACUAAUAAUUAUUUAAAAAACCUGAAAAGACAACUACAAAGAUUUAAGGAAAAUGGAAUCAGCUCAUCCCAUCAGGUGACCAUGCUUAUCUCUAAAUACAAAAAAAAAAAAAAACAAAAACUUAUAAAGAAUUGAAAACUUUAAACGCUAACAAGUGAAUUUGAAAUUCUUAUAAAAAUACAUCUAAACUUUAGGUUAUUAAAGAACAACACACGACUCUCAAUCCUAAACUAUUAACGCUUGAAAACCCAAGACGCUUUUUUUAACUUUAAUGACGUCAAAUCGUUCAAAAACAACAACUAACAAAAUCAAUUAAUAAAAGAAACAAAUAAUUAUUAACAUAUAACUUGCACUUAAUAAAAUUCACCGAUGCUUAUAACUACCUUACUAGUCUCCAUCACUUUUAUUAUAAUUUUAUUGGCUUUUUUAAGGACACGCUAUCAACCGCCUUUAAAACCGGAAAAAUCCUUAGAUUGUGAGAAAAACAACAGCAGAAGCUCUUCAACGAAAAGUAUAAAAAGAGUACAGUUUUCCAGUGAUAGCAUUAAGGAAUCACAGACAAUUUGUGAUAAUUUAAAAAAUUGUACGGAUUCAGAGCAGAAUUUUGCAGCGACUAAUAAUAAUAAUAAUAUUAAUAACAACAAUAAUAACAAUAUGAGUAAUUCAAACAACGAUAGACCAAGUUUUUUGGUCGGUGAUGAAGAUGUUAUUAAUGGCUUGGAAGCAGCCGAAUCUACUGAUAACUUCCCCCAAAAAAUAGAAAAUGAACCACGUCCCAAUGGUGACAUAGUGGAAAGAAGAAAACGUUUACGGCCCAGUAUGUCUCGUGGUACUGGUCUGGGACAAGACCGUUAUCAAGAUCGUGACUUUCACAUUGCCACCACUGAGGAGUUUGUUAAGAAAUUCGGCGGUACUCGGGUGAUUAAUCGUGUACUCAUUGCCAACAAUGGUAUUGCGGCCGUUAAGUGUAUGCGUUCGGUAAGACGUUGGUCCUAUGAAAUGUUCAAAAAUGAACGUGCCGUACGUUUUGUUGUUAUGGUCACACCAGAGGAUCUUAAGGCUAACGCUGAAUAUAUUAAAAUGGCUGAUCAUUACGUCCCUGUUCCCGGUGGUUCAAAUAACAAUAACUAUGCCAAUGUAGAACUUAUUGUUGACAUUGCUCUACGUACUCAAGUGCAGGCCGUCUGGGCUGGUUGGGGUCAUGCUUCGGAAAAUCCCAAAUUGCCUGAGUUGUUGCAUAAGGAAAAUUUGGUAUUUUUGGGUCCUCCUGAAAGAGCUAUGUGGGCUUUGGGUGACAAAGUCGCCUCUUCCAUUGUGGCUCAAACUGCUGAUAUUCCUACUCUGCCCUGGUCUGGUUCUGAGUUGAAGGCCGCAUAUAACGGCAAGAAAAUCAAAAUAUCCAGCGAUCUCUUCAAUCGUGGCUGUGUUAGUAAUGUUGAAGAAGGUUUGGCAGCUGUUAACAAGAUCGGCUUCCCCGUCAUGAUCAAAGCCUCUGAAGGUGGUGGUGGCAAAGGUAUUCGUCGUGUCGAUACAGCUGAAGAAUUUCCUGCUGCUUUCCGUCAAGUACAAGCUGAAAUACCCGGUUCCCCAAUUUUCGUUAUGAAAUUGGCUCGUGGUGCCCGCCAUUUGGAAGUACAAUUGUUGGCCGAUAUGUAUGGCAAUGCCAUCAGUUUGUUUGGUCGUGAUUGUUCCAUUCAGCGUCGACAUCAGAAAAUUAUUGAAGAAGCUCCCGCCAUUGUUGCCCAACCCGAGGUAUUCGAGGAUAUGGAAAAGGCUGCUGUACGUUUGGCCAAAAUGGUGGGUUAUGUGAGUGCUGGUACCGUGGAAUACUUGUAUGAUGCUGAAGGCAAAUAUUUCUUCCUUGAAUUGAAUCCACGUCUUCAAGUAGAGCAUCCCUGUACAGAAAUGGUGGCUGAUGUCAAUUUGCCCGCCUGUCAAUUGCAAAUUGGUAUGGGUAUCCCCCUCUAUCGUUUGAAAGAUAUACGUCUAUUGUACGGUGAAAACCCUUGGGGUACUUCUAUCAUUGACUUUGAAAAUCCUCCCAAUAAACCUCGUCCCUCCGGUCACGUUAUUGCUGCCCGUAUUACUUCCGAAAAUCCCGAUGAAGGUUUUAAACCCAGUUCGGGUACUGUGCAGGAACUUAAUUUCCGUUCCAGUAAAAAUGUUUGGGGUUAUUUCAGUGUAGCCGCUUCGGGUGGUCUUCAUGAAUUUGCUGACUCACAAUUCGGUCAUUGUUUCUCUUGGGGUGAAAAUCGUCAACAGGCCAGAGAAAACCUGGUUAUUGCCUUGAAAGAACUUUCAAUUAGAGGUGAUUUCCGUACCACAGUUGAAUAUUUGAUUACCUUAUUGGAGACAAACAGAUUCUUGGACAAUAGCAUUGAUACCGCCUGGUUGGAUGCUUUAAUUGCCGAAAGAGUACAAUCCGAGAAACCUGAUAUUUUGUUGGGUGUUAUGUGCGGUGCCUUACAUAUAGCCGAUCGCCAAAUUAGUGAGGCCUUUAGCAAUUUCCAAACAUCUUUAGAAAAGGGUCAAAUCCAAGCUGCAAAUGCUCUGACCAAUGUCAUUGAUGUGGAGUUGAUCAAUGGUGGUAUGCGUUAUAAAGUUCAGGCAGCUAAAAGUGGUGCAAAUACCUAUUUCCUUUUGAUGAAUAAUUCAUUUAAGGAAGUCGAGGUACAUCGUUUAUCUGAUGGUGGCAUGUUGUUGUCAUUCGAUGGUGCCUCCUAUACCACCUACAUGAAAGAGGAGGUUGAUCGUUAUCGUAUUGUGAUUGGCAAUCAAACUUGUGUGUUUGAAAAGGAAAAUGAUCCCUCAUUGCUAAGAAGUCCCUCGGCUGGUAAAUUGAUUAAUCUGCUAGUCGAAGAUGGUGCUCAUGUUACCAAGGGUCAGGCUUAUGCCGAAAUUGAGGUCAUGAAAAUGGUUAUGACUUUGACCUCGGUGGAAGCAGGUAUUGUCACAUUUGUUAAAAGACCUGGCGCCGUAUUAGAUGCCGGUUCCUUAUUGGGUCACUUGGAACUUGAUGAUCCCUCUUUGGUUACUAAGGCUCAGCCUUACAAAGGUCAAUUCGUUCAACCUGAAAAUCCACCCCUACCAGAGAAACUUAAUCGUGUGCAUAACACAUACAAGUCCAUUUUGGAAAACACCUUGGCUGGUUAUUGCCUACCAGAACCCUACAACGCCCAGCGUUUGAGAGAUGUUAUUGAAAAGUUCAUGCAAAGUUUAAGAGAUCCCUCUUUGCCUUUGCUAGAAUUGCAGGAAGUUAUUGCCUCGAUUUCUGGUCGCAUACCUAUAUCGGUGGAGAAGAAAAUACGCAAACUUAUGACUUUGUAUGAGCGCAAUAUCACCAGUGUCUUGGCACAAUUCCCCUCGCAACAAAUCGCCAGUGUUAUUGAUUCCCAUGCUGCCACUUUACAAAAACGUGCCGAUCGUGAUAAUUUCUUCCUGACCACACAGGCCAUUGUACAGUUAGUGCAAAGAUAUCGCAAUGGUAUUAGAGGACGCAUGAAGGCUGCUGUGCACGAGUUGUUGAGACAAUACUACGAUGUAGAGUGUCAAUUCCAACAUGGUCAUUAUGAUAAAUGUGUGGGUUUGGUUAGAGAACGCAACAAGGAUGAUAUGCAAACAGUGGUGAAUACCAUUUUCUCUCAUUCCCAAGUGGCCAAAAAGAAUCUGUUGGUUACUUUACUCAUCGAUCAUUUGUGGGCAAAUGAACCUGGUCUUACCGAUGAAUUGGCCAAUACUUUAAGUGAAUUGACUUCCCUUAACCGUGCCGAACAUUCUCGUGUUGCCUUAAGAUCUAGACAAGUGUUGAUUGCUGCCCAUCAACCUGCCUAUGAAUUAAGACAUAAUCAAAUGGAAUCCAUUUUCUUGUCUGCUGUUGAUAUGUAUGGUCAUGAUUUCCAUCCUGAAAAUCUACAACGUUUGAUUCUAUCGGAAACCUCCAUCUUUGAUAUUUUGCACGAUUUCUUCUAUCACUCUAAUCGUGCCGUUUGCAAUGCUGCCCUUGAAGUGUAUGUGAGAAGAGCCUAUACCUCCUAUGAAUUGACUUGUCUACAACACUUGGAACUUUCGGGAGGUUUGCCUUUAGUACACUUCCAAUUCUUGUUACCCACUGCCCAUCCUAACAGACUUUUCUUGCGCAUGGCUUCUGAGGGUGUUGAGAACGGUGGCGAUAACUUGGGUACUUCUUAUCUACGUACCGGCUGUAUGGCUGCUUUUGAUUCCUUCGAACACUUUGACAUGUAUUCAGAUGAAAUUUUGGAUCUGUUGGAAGAUUUAGCUUCUCCUGCCAUGGUUAGUGCUAAAGUUUUGGAGGCUGUAGAGGCGGCCGACUCCAUGAGUGAUGGACGCUUAAGUACCUCCAUUAAUGUUUCGCUCUCGGACCCCAUUACUCGUGCAAAUGCCGCUGAGGAGGCUAAAUCCACAGAACCGAUACAUAUAAUCAGUGUGGCUGUACGUGAGACCGGUGAAAUGGACGAUGUACAAAUGGCCCAAAUAUUUGGCAACUAUUGUAAACAACAUCGCGAUGAAUUGUUCCAAAGAAGAAUAAGACGUAUAACUUUUGCUGCCUUGAAAAAACGCCAAUUCCCCAAAUUCUUCACCUAUCGUGCCCGUGACGAUUUCGAAGAGGAUCGCAUCUAUCGUCAUUUAGAACCGGCUUGUGCCUUCCAAUUGGAAUUGAACCGCAUGAAAACCUAUGAUCUCGAGGCAUUGCCAACUGCCAAUCAAAAAAUGCAUUUAUACUUGGGCAGAGCCAAGGUAUCCAAGGGUCAAGAAGUCACCGAUUUCCGUUUCUUUAUACGCUCCAUUAUUCGUCAUUCGGAUUUGAUUACGAAAGAAGCUUCCUUUGAGUAUCUACAAAAUGAGGGUGAACGUGUUUUGCUUGAAGCCAUGGAUGAAUUGGAAGUCGCAUUCUCUCAUCCCUUCGCCAAACGUACCGAUUGUAAUCACAUUUUCUUGAACUUUGUACCCACUGUUAUUAUGGAUCCAGCCAAGAUUGAAGAGUCUGUAACGAAAAUGAUCAUGCGCUAUGGUCCCAGAUUGUGGAAAUUGCGUGUCUUGCAAGCUGAAUUGAAAAUGUUGAUUAGACAAAAUCCUCAAGCUCCUACACAGACUGUACGUUUGUGUAUUGCCAACGAUUCAGGCUAUUUCCUAGAUAUAUCCAUGUACACCGAACAUACCGAUAAGGAAACUGGUGUGAUUAAAUUCAAGGCCUAUGGCGAAAAACAAGGUUCUCUACACGGCUUACCUAUUUCCACUCCCUACAUGACCAAAGAUUUCUUGCAACAAAAACGCUUCCAGGCCCAAAGUAAUGGCACCACAUACGUUUAUGACAUUCCCGAUAUGUUCCGUCAAAUGACUGAACGUCUAUGGAAAGAAUACUCCAUGGCGCGUCCCACUGUAGAUGUGCGCAUACCCGAGAAGAUUUUAAUUGAAUGUGUAGAACUUGUUUUAGAUGACGAUAAUCUAGUCGAAAUGAAACGUUUGCCUGGUGAAAAUACCUGCGGUAUGGUGGCUUGGCGCAUUAUUUUAGCCACCCCCGAAUAUCCUGAAGGUCGUGAAAUGAUUGUUAUAGCCAACGAUUUGACUUACUUCAUUGGUUCAUUUGGUAUACAGGAAGAUAUAGUAUUCCACAAGGCCUCACAAUUGGCUAGAGCUAGAAAAGUACCAAGAAUUUACAUUUCCGUUAACAGUGGUGCCCGCAUUGGUUUGGCUGAAGAAGUCAAAGCCAUGUUUAAGGUGGCAUGGGAAGAUCCCGAAGAACCCGAUAAGGGUUUCAAAUACUUGUACCUGACUACCGAAGAUUACAGCAAAGUGGCCAAUCUUAAUUCUGUGCGUGCCAUACUCAUCGAAGAUGAGGGAGAGCCUAGAUAUAAAAUUACCGACAUCAUUGGCAAAGACGAGGGUUUGGGCGUAGAGAAUUUACGCUAUGCUGGUCUCAUAGCUGGUGAAACCUCACAGGCUUACGAUGAAAUUGUUACCAUCUCUAUGGUUACUUGUCGUACCAUUGGUAUUGGUUCUUAUUUGGUGCGUUUGGGUCAACGUGUCAUACAAAUUGAUAACUCACACAUCAUUUUGACUGGUUAUGCUGCCCUCAACAAGUUGUUGGGUCGCAAGGUGUACGCUUCGAAUAACCAAUUGGGUGGUGUACAGAUUAUGUACAACAAUGGUGUUUCGCACAAGACAGAGGCUUUAGAUUUGGAUGGUGUUUACACCAUUCUGGAUUGGUUGUCUUAUAUACCCGCCUAUAUUGGUUGUGAUUUGCCCAUAGUUGAUCCCAGUGAUCGUAUUGAUAGACCCAUUGAUUUUAUGCCUACCAAAGCUCCUUAUGAUCCACGUUGGAUGUUGGCUGGUAGAAUGAAUCCUGCCAAUGCCAGUGAUUGGGAGAAUGGUUUCUUUGAUCGUGAUUCUUGGAGUGAAAUUAUGGCUCCCUGGGCUAAGACUGUGGUAACGGGACGUGCUCGUUUGGGUGGUAUACCAGUGGGUGUUAUAGCCGUAGAAACACGUACCGUUGAAGUUGAAAUGCCAGCCGAUCCUGCCAAUUUAGAUUCUGAAGCCAAGACUUUGCAACAAGCUGGCCAGGUGUGGUAUCCUGAUUCUUCUUACAAAACUGCCCAAGCUAUAAAAGAUUUUGGUCGCGAAGAAUUACCUUUGAUGAUAUUCGCCAAUUGGCGUGGUUUCUCUGGUGGCAUGAAGGAUAUGUACGAACAAAUUGUUAAAUUUGGUGCCUAUAUUGUUGAUGGUUUGCGUGAAUACAAAAAACCUGUUUUAAUCUACUUGCCACCCAAUGCUGAGUUGCGUGGUGGUGCCUGGGCUGUUUUAGAUUCUCUUAUUAAUCCCCGCUAUAUGGAAUCCUAUGCUGAUCCCGAGGCCAGAGCUGGUGUUUUAGAACCUGAGGGUAUAGUCGAAAUUAAAUACAAAGAAAAGGAUCUAGUCAAGACCAUACAUCGUUUGGAUGCCACUACAAUAGAGCUGAAAAAACAAAUGGAUGAAGCUUUGGCAGCUGGUGAUAAGGCUAAGGCUGGUCAAUUUGAUGAGAAGAUUAAAGAACGUAUUGCUGCCUUGGUGCAUGUUUACCAUACAGUGGCUGUUCACUUUGCUGAUUUGCAUGACACACCCGAACGCAUGUUGGAAAAGGAUUGUAUUAGUGAAAUUGUACCCUGGCGUGAAUCGAGAGCUUGGUUAUACUGGCGUUUACGUCGUCUCUUGCUAGAGGACUCUUUUAUUAAGAAGAUUGUUAAGGCACAAGACAAUCUGUCGGUGGGUCAAGCCAAAGAAAUGUUGAGACGUUGGUUGGUCGAAGAUAAGGGUGCAACUGAGUCCUACAUGUGGGAUAAGAACGAAGAAAUGGUACACUGGUAUUUGGAACAAAAUAAUCCCGAUUCUACUGUCUCCCGUAACAUAAAUGCUGUACGCAAGGAUGCCAUUAUAUCCAGCAUUACAAAAAUGCUAGAAGAUUGUCCUGAUGUUACUUUAGAUGCAGUCGUAGGUCUUUGUCAAAAUCUAACCCCCGUGAAUCGUGGUGUUGUCGUACGUACUUUGGCCCAAUUACAGUUAAAUGAAGAGGCUGGCAAUUCAAAUAAUCAAGGAUGAUAUAGUUCGUCGUCGUCAUCAGCAUCAUCAUCCGCCGCCACAACCACAACAGCUAAACAUCCUUUAUUUACCUAUCAUCAUUAUCAUAAUUAUUAGAUUUAAUUAAACUCUCUACACUCCUCUCUAA
Messenger RNA from Lucilia cuprina (Australian sheep blowfly), 8021 nucleotides. RefSeq names its product acetyl-CoA carboxylase (gene ACC). The transcript is spliced from 16 exons. Bases 674 to 7894 code for a protein of 2406 amino acids. Lineage: Eukaryota; Metazoa; Arthropoda; Insecta; Diptera; Calliphoridae. The record is from RefSeq and is a predicted model, not a curated record. Gene Ontology annotation, molecular function: acetyl-CoA carboxylase activity; ATP binding; metal ion binding. Gene Ontology annotation, biological process: fatty acid biosynthetic process.